AUGGAUAGUAGUCGCUAUGUUCAAGCUGUUCAAAGUGCCUGUGGAGAACUUGCAGACAAAUUCGAUGCACUGGCAAUGUACCAAGGUGAAAAAGCAAUGUUCACAAGUCCCAAUUGGAAAGGUACUCCCUCCGAUGUGAAGUCGUAUGUUGAUGCUUGGAAAGAUUCAUCUAUUGAGUCGAUCACCUACAAGGGUGACACAUAUAGACUUCAUCCAAGAUCCUAUGAUAAUGUACUCACUUCUAUCAAUGAUGACAAAGGACAUGUCAUGAUCAGAUUCGAAGGUCAAAAAAUGAUGGUAGCACAUACCACAAACUUUUUGAGUGUAAAUGAAUUUUGGUUGGAACCAAACAACUUUAGUGCUGCUUUUAAAGCUGCAGAUGCAUUUUCUGGUUUUUGCCAAGUUUCUGGUGCCAUUGCAAACAAAAAGAAAAAUAGUCUUUCUUUCAUAACAUUGAUAAAUAUGUCUGUCUCUGUAUUCUUUGAUCUCUCAGAUAAUACAAUUAUUAAUAAUGAUAAUGAGGAUAUAAUCACAUUUAAAUCAACAUUGUGCAUUGAACAUCAAAGACAAUGUGAAUUCCUUUGUUUCGAUUGCACAGUGUUGCUUUGUUCUAAAUGUAUAAUCACCAAACACAAAUCUCAUCAAAUCGAUGAUGCUGAUACUAUAUCACAAUCAAUCAUUACUCACUAUAAUGAUAAUGAUAUUGAUAAUAUAAUAUUUAGAAGAAUGCAAUCAAUAUUAAAUAAUCUAAAUCAAUAUAAUAAUCAAUUGAAUCAAUACAAAGAAAAAGAAGAUGUUAUCUCUAAAUACUACAGAGAUCUACAUGACCACCUAAUGAUUGAAGAGUACAAACUAAAGAAACCUUUCAUCGAUGAACGAGAAAGAAUAAAAUCAAUCAUUUCAAAUCUAUCAUCACAAUUACAUUCUUUAUCAUUAACAAUUAGAGAUAUAAUAGAUAGUAAUAAUAAUAAUAAUAAUAAUAGUAAUAGUAGUGGCUAUAUUAGUAGUGAAAAUAUAAAUGGUUCAAAUGAAUUAAAGUUUUCAAAUAAUAGUAAUGAUAUUGAUAUAGCCGAUAAUCUCUGUAGUUUUAAUUGUAUUAUAAGUUAUUUAAAUAGUUUAAAUAAUAAUAAUAGUUAUUAUAAUAAUAAUAAUAAUAGUAAUAGUAAUAAUAAUAAUAAUGAAGAAUUACUUUAUAAAAUAAAAUAUUAUUUAUAUCAAUUAAGUUGUAAUAAUAAUUGUAAACUGAUUGAUUAUAAGAGUAUCAAUGUAGAGUUGGAGGAUAUAGAGAUAGUUAAGCAAUCACUUUCAUCGAUAUAUGAUAUUGAUAUCAAUUCAAUAGAUGAUAGUUCCAAAAGAAGUGUAAUCAUAUCAUCAAGCAUUGGAGGUGGACUCUACACACUGGAUGCUGCUCCAGCAACAAGUGGUCGUCACAGUAUUGAUUAUAGAUGGAACAAAAUAUUCAAUGAUGAUUUCAUUGAAAAUCAAUGUUUAUUGAAUAGAACUCUGUUUGUGGAUGGCCGUUAUCUCUAUUGUUUUGGUGGAAGUAAUUUAAUAUCAAAGAAGCUGGAAUUCUCUCGACUUUGUCUGGACAACCUCAACACACACACUCUGCUAGCUUCAGAUUUGCCUUUGAAAUGGGAGGUUGUCGAAUCACAAAAGAGUUGUCCACCGAUUGGAGCGCUCGGUUCCUCUAUAUGCUAUGAUGAGAGCAGUCACUCGGUCUAUGUGAUUGGUGGUCUGACGCCACAGAUCGUUGCCAAGUCUACCUACCAAUCAAAGAUCUACCAAUUCAACUUACAAUCACGACAACUCAGCGUCUUUGGUGAGAAUCCUAAUCCAACGGUGUGUAGUAGCUGCUUUGUAAGUGAGAGAGUCAUCUAUAUUAUCGGUGGCUUGAACACCGACUUCAAGGAGAAUCGCUCGUUGGUAUCGAUUGAUAUCGAUACCGAUAACCAUCAGAGAAUUCAAAAGAUAUUAAAUUUGAACCACGACUAUUCAAUGGUGGCAAAAAAGAAUCAUAUUUAUCUUAUGGGCGGUGCAGAUUUUGGUAAUCACAAGUACUCAAUCAAACGCAACCAUUGGGUAACAAUCAAAGAUAAUGAUAUUAUGCACCGUAAUGGAUGUGCUUCUUUUACUUUUGAACUACAAUUACAACAACAACAAAUACAAAACAACAUAAAUAUUAAGAAUUAA
Molecule: messenger RNA, 2193 nt
Organism: Heterostelium album PN500
Lineage: Eukaryota; Evosea; Eumycetozoa; Acytosteliales; Acytosteliaceae
Exons: 5
Coding region: 1-2193 (730 amino acids)
Molecular function (GO): zinc ion binding; protein binding
Source: RefSeq, a predicted model, not a curated record